AUGAAGCUGUCUGGUUACUAUCAAGUUGCUUUCUACCUAUUAUUGGCCGCUCAAACAUCAGGCCAACCUGUGAUCAGCCCUGUUCCAAACACUUAUCAAUUAUACAAUGAUAGUUUACUGAUGAGUGUCUGGUAUAAUCGAAUAUCGCCCACGGCUGCAGCGGCUGAUGGUGCCAAUGGUAUCAAUCAACGAUGGGAAGAGAACACAUCGACAGUUUGGUAUAUUGAACUUCAGCGAUUCGGUUGUGAUGAUGUGACAGCUGCCAUUUAUGCCAAUCGUUCAAAUCUGCUAUCAAAUGGUGAAAAUAUUUUUAACUGGGGCUUUUCAAAGCAAACUGUUGAUGGUGGAUUCAACAAUUGCUCUAACUGUACUCCACCUAUGCAGGGCACCGGAGAUGCGUUCCAUAGUACAUCAAUGUUUGUUGAAGCAGUAGCCAGGUGUCUAAUACUCAUGCGACAAUCGCCAAAUUUUUUUACUUAUCAGUCGUAUUUUGAUCAAAUUGUUCCUAAAUUAAUUCGAGCAGCUAGUUGGCUUUUGCAACCAGCUGUUCUGUCCAAAGGUAUCCAAAAUAACAUGCCUUAUACCCAUCGACGGUAUAUUUUGGCUGCUGCUCUCGCCGAAACUGCUGUACUAACAAACGAUUCAUCGCUUCAACAACAAUUUUAUUCGCAAGCAGCUGCAUUCGCACAGAAUGGCUUGUCGCUACAAGAUCCAAGUGGUUUCAAUCCAGAGAAGGGCGGCUACGAUUCAAGUUAUAAUGCAUAUGGUUUAUAUCAAGCUUGUAAUUAUUUAGUAGUGUGUCCAGAUUCUAGUCUUCAACAGCAAUUAACAAACAUGUUGUCAAAAUCAUUUGUGUGGCAACUGACACGAAUGAAUUCAGAUGGAAGUGCAAACUUGACGGGUAAUACUCGAGUUACUGCUAUUCCUGGUACAGGUGAAGUGGCCAGAAGUGGUUACGAUAAGAAUUAUGAUUAUAAAGCAACUAUUUACGCAUUUGAAUUGGGAUCUGUUUUACUUCAAAAUGAAACGCUGCACAAUGAAGCACGAUUAGUAGCCAGUUAUGUGGGUUAUAUACAUUAA
This is a messenger RNA of Rotaria sp. Silwood1, 1080 nucleotides long. The record is from the annotation of a GenBank genome assembly. NCBI's taxonomy places the organism in Eukaryota, Metazoa, Rotifera, Eurotatoria, Philodinida, Philodinidae.